Scatophagus argus is the source of this 1910-nucleotide messenger RNA. It is a transcript of the gene mkrn1, whose product is annotated as makorin, ring finger protein, 1. Gene Ontology annotation, molecular function: ubiquitin protein ligase activity; metal ion binding. The coding region runs from base 284 to 1579 and encodes 431 amino acids. Lineage: Eukaryota; Metazoa; Chordata; Actinopteri; Scatophagidae. The record is from RefSeq and is a predicted model, not a curated record. Gene Ontology annotation, biological process: protein polyubiquitination. The transcript has 8 exons.
AGUUUUUGACGUCAGGAACGUUUGUUGAAAAUGACUGGAUGAACAAUGUUUUCGGUGAUCGGUUCGUUCAUCGGUGUUACUGUUCUCUCUGUACAGUUAUGACAGAGUCUUCUAAUUUCGGUUGUAUCUUUACCUUCGGUUUGUGUACUUCCUGUGAAAAUAAAACGCUCCCUUGGUUGAGCUUUGCAGUAAACUCCGACUUGAAUCGUUCAUAUGCGAAAGAAGCCGACCCGGAGCGGAGCUGUCCGGAACAUCCGGUCGUAGCUUCCCAACAUAAACAGCAAUGGCGGAGGCAGCAGUAGCGUCUACGGCGACUUCACCAGUAACAGGAGGUUGGACAAAACACGUAACCUGCAGAUACUUCAUGCAUGGUCUUUGCAAAGAAGGAGACAACUGUCGGUAUUCCCAUGAUCUGACCAACAGCAAACCCGCAGCUAUGAUUUGCAAGUUCUUUCAGAAGGGGAACUGUGUGUUUGGGGAACGUUGCAGAUUUGAACAUUGUAAACCGGCAAAGAAUGAAGAGCUGCCAGCCUCACAGACGCUGCUGCUUCCCUCCGUCUCGCUGGUCAGUCCAUCAGACCGAGAACCCAGCGGGCCUGUACCUGGCCCGGGGGCUCAAGACUGGGUCAAUGCUGCAGAGUUUGUCCCAGGACAGCCGUACUGUGGACGCGCUGAGCCAGUGAAGGUGGAGAGCUCCGUCCCUCUCAUUGAGGAGAAGGAUAGUGACACAGCACUGGAUAAGAAAGAGUUAAGGAAGCAGCUCUGCCCUUACGCCGCAGUUGGAGAGUGUCGCUAUGGAAUCAACUGUGCCUAUCUACACGGCGAUGUGUGUGACAUGUGUGGCCUCCAGGUGCUCCAUCCCACUGACAACACCCAGCGCUCCGAGCACACUAAGGCAUGCAUCGAAGCCCAUGAGAAAGACAUGGAGAUUUCAUUUGCCAUCCAACGCAGCAAGGACAUGAUGUGUGGUGUGUGUAUGGAAGUGGUGUUUGAGAAGGCCAACCCAAGCGAGCGCCGUUUUGGCAUCCUCUCCAACUGCAGCCACUGCUACUGUCUAAAGUGCAUUCGCAAGUGGAGGAGUGCCAAGCAGUUUGAGAGCAAAAUCAUCAAGUCUUGCCCAGAGUGUCGAAUCACAUCCAACUUUGUCAUACCAAGCGAGUACUGGGUGGAAGACAAGGACGACAAGCAGAAACUAAUCCAGAAAUACAAGGAUGGCAUGGGGACUAAACCGUGUAGAUACUUUGACGAGGGUCGUGGAACAUGCCCUUUUGGCUCAAAUUGCUUCUACAAGCACGCCUUUCCUGAUGGAAGGCUGGAGGAGGCUCAACCACAGCGAAGACAGACUGGAUCCAAUAGCAGGAACCGGAAUUCAAGGCGAACACCACUGUGGGACAUCUUUGACGAACGGGAAAGCACCGACUCCUUUGACAACGAGGACGAGGAGAUGGUGACGUUUGAGUUGAGCGAGAUGCUCCUUAUGCUGCUUGCCGCGGGAGCCGACGACGAGGUGACAGAUUCAGAGGAUGAGUGGGACUUGUUUCACGAGGAGCUGGACGAUUUCUAUGAGAUUUACCUAUAGCAGCCUCAUCCACUAUCUCCCCCAACCCAACAUGUAUACUAGACACUAGAGUGGACUGUCUUGUGCAAGUGAUGGACAGUAGCUUUUCCCCACCCCUUGUAUUGUGGCAGUGCCUUUAAGCAGGCCAUUAAUAAAUGAACUUAGAGGAAAACAAAAAAAAGACAAAAAUUCAGUGCGCUCGUGUUAAACGUUUUCUAGACAUCUAUCCUUGUGAGUCUGUCUUGUGCGGUUCAUGUUAAGAGGAAAAAUAAUAAAAUGACAAAAAGAACUCAAUAUAAGAUUUAACAAAAAAUAUAACUUUAACUAUUGCUAAUAAACAUUGUCAAGUUUA